AUGCCCGGCUUUGCUCCACUCACCAGCCGAGGCAGCCAGCAGUACCGCUCGCUCUCCGUGCCCGAGCUCAUGCAGCAGAUGUUCGACGCCAAGAACAUGAUGGCCGCCUGCGACCCCCGUCACGGCCGCUACCUGACCGUGGCCGCUGUCUUCCGUGGACGCAUGUCCAUGAAGGAGGUGGACGAGCAGAUGCUGAACGUCCAGAACAAGAACAGCAGCUACUUCGUCGAGUGGAUCCCCAACAACGUCAAGACCGCCGUAUGCGACAUCCCACCCCGCAGGCUCAAAAUGGCAGCCACCUUCAUCGGCAACAGCACGGCCAUCCAGGAGCUCUUCAAGUGCAUUUCCAAGCAGUUCACCGCUAUGUUCAGGCGCAAGGCUUUCCUCCACUGGUACACCGGCGAGGGCAUGGACGAGUUCACAGAGGCUGAAAGCAACAUGAACGACCUGGUGUCUGAGUACCAGCAGUACCAGGAUGCCACCGCCGAAGAGGGCGAGUUCGAAGAGGAGGGUGAGGAGGAGGUCGCCUAAAUCGUGACCAUCUGCCAAAAUAGUAUUCCUUCCCCUCCAUCCUCCACAUUUCAUCCUUCUCACCACAGACCAGUGCUCUCCAGAACAAUGAAUGGGCUUUUACAUUCAGUAUCCAUCAAUGACAGUCAUCACCCCCACCAGUGACAUUUUGAGGAAUUGUGAACUUUUGGUUUGGUUUUGUGUUUCUGAAUGUUGUGAAUGCACGCCAUCAAAUCCCCCCUCACAUGCAAGUGAAACACAAAAGAUUUUAACUGUGAAGCCUUCGGAUUCAAGAACGAUGUAACUGUUGUCAGUGCCAUUCUGAAUGAAGGCUACUACAUCUGAAUUGCUUU
Molecule: messenger RNA, 863 nt
Organism: Sinocyclocheilus grahami
Lineage: Eukaryota; Metazoa; Chordata; Actinopteri; Cypriniformes; Cyprinidae
Product: tubulin beta chain
Exons: 1
Coding region: 1-531 (176 amino acids)
Biological process (GO): microtubule-based process
Cellular component (GO): microtubule
Molecular function (GO): GTPase activity; GTP binding; structural constituent of cytoskeleton
Source: RefSeq, a predicted model, not a curated record